Messenger RNA from Melanaphis sacchari, 2288 nucleotides. RefSeq lists its product as uncharacterized. Bases 307 to 1866 code for a protein of 519 amino acids. The transcript is spliced from 6 exons. NCBI's taxonomy places the organism in Eukaryota, Metazoa, Arthropoda, Insecta, Hemiptera, Aphididae. The record is from RefSeq and is a predicted model, not a curated record.
GCAUUUAAUAAUAUUUUACAUGCUACCAUUGUUACUAUAUUGUUCAACAGAUUUUAAUUUUCAACUGUUGUCUGUUAAAAUUCGUUGCCUUUUGCUUGCAUAGUAAGAACCUUGAUCCAUGAUUCAGAUACGAAUCAUGAUAAACGUGUAUUCCGUAACUGACGUUCGGUGACACGUUAUUGUUUUCGGUGGCAAAAAUUAAAAAACUCCUAGGUUUAGUAUUUCAAAAUUUAGAUAAUAUUUUUUAUUGUAAGUUCUUGAUUAAAUUUAAGUUUGUGUAAUAAUAAUGUUUGAAAUACGGCUUUGAUGAUGAAAGAUACAAUCAUGGAUACAGUAGACGAAGAUACUGUAUUCUCGGACGAAGAAUUAUUUGCAAACGAUGCAAACGAUUGUGUUGUAACAUUAACUAGUUCAGUCAGUUAUGAAGACGAGUAUCAAUCUUUAUUAUUUCAAAAUAGAGAUCGUAUAAUAUCAAAAUUAAAAAAUGAUUUAUCCAAUGUUUUACCUCCUCCGCCAACAGUAACUACUUGUCGAUUAAGUGUAAGUGAUAUAUUAGAUAGAUGGUACCAAUAUGAAAAAUCAAAUUCUCCAACAAAGAAACCUGAAACAAAAGAAUUAAAAAAUAUUGACCGUGCAAUUAGUUGGUCUUGGCCAGAAGUAUCUAAUGUCCAGUGUUUUGAUGUUUACUAUAACAUUGAUAACAAGUCAGCAGAAAUGGCAUUAUUAGAAUCAAAGUAUCAACAAAGGUAUGUUUCAAACGAAACCAAAUCUCUAAUGAAUACAGGACUAACGCCACAGCCUAAAAAAGAACGAGGAUUAAUUGUUCAACAUGUUAAGCCUGUUGAACAAAAUACACGAUUAAUUCGAAGAAAACCCGUUUCAAAACCUCAAAUAUUAGCAGAAGCUAAAGCAAAAUUAGCUCUUAUUGAAAAUAAACGUCGAAUUUUAGUCCCAGGAAAACUAAAAAGGGAAAAUAUAAAACCACUUGAGAAAAGUUAUCUUGAAAAUCGAAAUGGCAAUGACAGAAGAUCAAUUAGUCAUAAAAGAGCACUAUUUCAAAGUCCUGAAAUUUAUCAGUCUAGGAAACGUAUGUGUUAUAGUCAUAAUCCAAAGUCUGAAGAGUCAUCUCCUCUUAGUGCCCUUUCAAUUUGUAGCGAUACAUCAAAUACUACCCCAGUUAAAAGAUGGAGUGCUGUUCCUGUGAGUGCACAACUAUUUGGCGAUGAUCAAGAAGAUAAACAGAAAUCAAUUAUUACUAGAACAGAACCAGUUAAAAAAUGCCAAAGAGUAUUGAAAUUUUUCAAUAAUUCAGAAUCAGCAACUUCAAAAAAUUUGUUUAAUACAAAACCAAGUCAAAAAGAACUUAGUAAACUUCAUAAACAGAAAUUAUUAUGGGCUGUUUCGGAAGUGUUAAAAGAAUGUGGUGUUGAUAGUCAUCACAAGCAAUUUCGACCUUUUCUUCAACAAUUAUUUAAAGUAUGUUCUAAACAAUGGUUGCAGAGAACAGGUUCUGAAAUAAAAACUAGUACUAGUGAAGCAAUGCGUGCUCUAGUGAUGAAACACAAGAGUACAGUACUAAAAUUGAAAUCAAAAUCUCCAAAGCAUAAAGACAAUGUUGUUACAUUUAAACGAAAAUCUGUAGCAGAUGUAAAAAAAGUAUUAUUUACAGAUGCAGCUCCAAAAACUGAUAAAAAUAGAGUUAUUGGUGAUGGGAUUGAUGAUUUCGCAUUAUAUCUAGAUAUUAAAAAAUUACCUUGUAACCAAAAUACUGAAGACCUACCAGGUAGGCCAGUUUCUUCUACUUCCAACUAUUGUUCUAAUUUAGAUAUUGAUUCCAAAGAUUCAGAAGGAAUCUUUGCUGGUUAAUGUUUAUAUUCAUUAAUUAGGUACAUUUUUUUUCUUUUUUGACUUGCUGAAACAAAAUUGCUAUUUUUCAGACUGCAAAUGUAUAUGUUACUAUCCAUUUUCUUUUCUUUUGUGUUAUUUUCAUUAAUUUAUAGUUAAGUAAAUUUUCCUGAUUUAGAUUUAAGUCGUAUAUUAUUUGUUUUUGGUUUUCAUUAUUUUCUUCUAGUACUAAGAAAUUUUAUUCAAUUUAAUAAUAAGUAUUUGUUUUUUGUUUCUAAAAUUAAUGUUUGUACCCAAUCUUGUACUCUUGUACUCUGAUGUUGCAUGUUAACAUAUACAUAUUAUUUUGAGGAAUGACUGAAGCAUAUUUGUUUUCUGUACUAUUUACGCAGAUCUCUUAAAUUAUAAAUUAAUGUAUUUAAAUUUUAGUGUAUAAGAUUUAG